Molecule: messenger RNA, 1835 nt
Organism: Balaenoptera acutorostrata (minke whale)
Lineage: Eukaryota; Metazoa; Chordata; Mammalia; Artiodactyla; Balaenopteridae
Gene: RNF223
Product: ring finger protein 223
Exons: 2
Coding region: 325-1374 (349 amino acids)
Biological process (GO): protein ubiquitination
Molecular function (GO): ubiquitin protein ligase activity
Source: RefSeq, a predicted model, not a curated record
UGAGUGGGGGGCUCCUUGCAGGGACCCUCUGGGGGGGCCCACCCAGGAGCUCAGGUGCUGCCACCUUGAACAGGGUUGGUGAGCAGAUCUGUUUCUGGAGGGGCUGCUCUGGCAUCUCAGGGGCCACGGGGGUAGGGGAGAGGUUUUACCCAGGCAUCCAGCCACCCACCCCAGACCUGCCCAGACUACAGAGCCCUACUGACCCCCAGCCCCACCCCAGGCUCCGACCUCUCACUUCUGACUCCCCGCCCUCGGCUGCUCAGCCUGCCAGGGAGAGGACAGGAGGCCAGCCAAUCCCGGAAGCGGGCCACGCCCCUGGCCAGCAUGAUCCCGAGCGAGCGUAUAAAUACACCUGCCAGGAGCCCAUGCCCAGAGAACUCACACCCGCCUCAGACAGCGCUCCACACCUGGAGGAGUACACACGCCCGCCCCCCGGCCACCGGCCCCCCAGCGGCCCUGGAGAGGAAGAGCGGCCAGGGAGCGCACAGGCCAGCCUGGCCCAGAGGGGAAGGAGCCAGCACUGCCGGGACGAGUGAGCUCGGGGCCUCAGCCUGGCCGUGCCAGCCAAGAGGGUCGUGCCCGGGCCCCGCUGACCCCGGCUACCAGCCCAGAACCAUGUCAUCAGGCCCACAGGUGUGGCACACGGCCAUGCCGCCUGCCGGCAGGAGCAGCCCCACGGCCACAGUGCCCAGGUCCCCUGGCUCGGCCGGCAGCCCCAGGUCCCCGGGCACCCCUGGAUCGGAGAAAGCGGCCUCCCCUCUGGAAUGCUCCAUCUGCUUCUCGGGCUACGACAACAUCUUCAAGACACCCAAGGAGCUCUCCUGCACCCACGUCUUCUGCCUGGAGUGCCUCGCACGGAUGGCAGCCACCCAGCCCGCAGGCCGGCCGGGUAGCGAGGCCGUGCCCUGCCCGUUCUGCCGGCGGCCCACAGCCGUGCCCGCUGCCGGGGCCCCCGCGCUGCACACCAGCCGCCAGCUGCAGGCGCGGAUGCCAGCACACCUGCGGCGGGAGGAGCCCGUGUGGCUGGAGGGCACCAAGCUGUGCUGCCGCCCGCCGCCCUCUGCGCCUGGCCCUGCGGCGCCUGGCUUCGUGUAUGUGGACGUGGGCCCGAGCAAGCCCGCCAUGCCCGCAGCGCCCGUGCCCACCCCGGGCCCUGCCCGCCGUCGGGGCCGCCUGGCCCGCUGCCGGGCGCGCUGCCGGGACUGGAGGCGCGCAGCCCUCAUUGUGGUGCUGCUGCUUGUGCUGUCCUGCGUGGUGCUCUGGCCCGUGCAGUGCGCGCUUAGGACCGGGAGCCUGCACUGCCUCCCCCGGCCGCCCUCCGCCGCCGCCACGGCCGCCACCACCUUCUCGCUUGGGUCCCUGGCUGACAACUAGGGUUACCACCCCCACCCCCGGGGUCCCAAAGGAGCCCCCUGGGAUCUCUGAGGAACCCAUACCUGGUUCGGCACACCUGCCUCCUGCUCUCUGGGGCUGUGUCCUGUGGGGUGGACAAAAUGGUCCCCCGAGCUCCCAGGGAUCACAGAUUCCUAUGGGCCCCAGAGGCCACCGCCCUAACUUCCAUCUUGCAGAUGGGGAGACUGAGGUCCAGGAGAGACAGCUUGGCAAGGCCCCCUCCCCAUACACACUGUGAAUCGCCCGCAAGACCAGCCCCUUGCUGAAAAGGGAGGGGGCUCGCCAUCUUUCUUUUAUUUUCACAUUUCGCCCACAGCUCCUCCUUUCCCCAGGCAGGGCUGGCCCCUUACCUUGGGUGGCCAGGGGGACAGAGGGCAGUGGCAGGGAGCCCAGCCCACCCUCCUAAAUUGUACAUUUUUAAAUAAAUUAUUUUGUACUCGCAA